Molecule: messenger RNA, 3275 nt
Organism: Nannospalax galili (Upper Galilee mountains blind mole rat)
Lineage: Eukaryota; Metazoa; Chordata; Mammalia; Rodentia; Spalacidae
Product: zinc finger protein 160-like
Biological process (GO): regulation of transcription by RNA polymerase II
Molecular function (GO): DNA-binding transcription factor activity; RNA polymerase II cis-regulatory region sequence-specific DNA binding
Source: RefSeq, a predicted model, not a curated record
AUGUAUGAAGUUCUUAAAAAUGUACAGAAUCCUUCGCUAUCAGGGAAACGCAAACUAUAUGUACUUUUAGAUUUCAUCGUAAGCAGUGAGAAUGGUAAAGAUAAAAAGUCUGCAAAUGCUAGUAUUGGACUCACAAAAGAUACAAGAUCUGACACAAGAAUCAGAAACUACAAAUGUGAAGAAUGUGGCCGUUCCUUUACUUUCCGCUCAACACUUAAGAAUCAUUACAGAAUUCAUACUGGAGAAAAACCCUAUAGAUGUGCAGAAUGUGACAAGUCCUUUAGCCAAGCCACACAUCUUCGAAAUCAUAAAAGUAUUCACACCGGAGUGAAACCCUACAAAUGUGAAGAAUGUGACAAGUCCUUUACCCAGGCCACACAUCUUCGAAAUCAUAAAAGUAUUCACACCGGAGAGAAACCCUACAAAUGUGAAGAAUGUGGCCGUUCCUUUACUUUCCACUCAACACUUAAGAGUCAUUACAGAAUUCAUACUGGAGAAAAACCCUAUAGAUGUGAAGAAUGUGACAAGUCCUUUACCCAGGCCACACAUCUUCGAAAUCAUAAAAGUAUUCAUAUUGGAGAGAAACCCUACAAAUGUGAAGAAUGUGACAAGUCUUUUACUCAGAGCCCCAAACUUAGAACACAUUACAGAAUUCAUACUGGACAAAAACCCUACAGAUGUGAAAAAUGUGACAAGUAUUUCACCAUGGCCUCACAUCUUAAACGUCAUAAAAGUAUUCAUACUGGGGAGAAAGCAUACAAAUGUAGAGAAUAUGACAAGUUCUUUACUCAAAUGUCAAGUCUUAGAACACAUCAGGCAAUGCAUGCUGGAGAGACACCCUUCAAAUGUAAGGAAUGUGACAAGUGCUUCACCAAAGCCUCAAAUCUUAGGCGUCAUGAAAGUAUUCAUACUGGCGAAAAACCUUACAAACGUGAAGGAUGUGACAGAUCCUUUACGCAAAAGUCAGAUCUUAGAUCACAUCAGGGAGUUCACACUGGAGAGAAUCCAUACAAAUGUGAAGAAUGUGACAAAUGCUUUUCCUAGGCAUCAUGUCUUAGAAGUCAUAAAAGUAUUCAUGCUGGAGAGAAAUUAUACAAAUGUGAAGAAUGUGGCAGGUCCUUUACUUUGCGCUCAACACUUGAUCAUUACAGAGCUCAUACUGGAGAAAAACCCUAUAGAUGUGAAGAAUGUGAUAAGUCCUUUACCCAGGCCACACAUCUUUGAAAUCAUAAAAGUAUUCAUACUAGAGAAAAACCCUAUAGAUGUGAAGAGUCUGACAAGUGCUUUACUCAAAUGUCAAGUCUUAGAAUUCAUCAGGCAGUGCAUUCUGGAGAGAAACCCUUCUAAUGUGAAAAAUGUUACAAGUGCUUUCUUCGAAUGUCAAGUCUUAGAAUACAUCAGGCAGUGCAUUCCGGAGAGAAAACAUACAGAUGUAAAGAAUGUGACAAGUCCUUUACUGCCAGCUCAACAUUAAAGAAUCAUUACAGAAUUCAUAGUGGAGAAAAACCUGACAGAUAUGAAGAGUGUGACAAGUCCUUUACCCGGCCCUCACAUCUUAGAAGUCAUGAAAGGAUUCCUACUGGAGAGAAACCCUACGGAUGUGAAGGAUGUGUCAGGUCCUUUACUGCGUGCUCAUCACUUAAGGCUCAUUGCAGAAUUCAUACUGGAGAAAAACCCUACAAGUGUGAAACAUGUGACAAGGCCUUUACUUCUCUGUCUCAUUUAAGGUUUCAUCAGAGAAUUCAUACUGGAGAGAAACCCUACCAAUGAAAAGGAGUGAGAGUCCUUUCCUCAUGCAUCAACUCUUAGAGAUCAUCAAAGAAUGUGUAAUAAAGGGAGACACUACAAAUAUAAGUGAUUUGGAAAUUCCUUUAACCGUAUAUCAGAUGGUAAAUUUACCAAAAAUGUACAGUGCAGAGACAGUUUACAAUUGCAGAGAAUGAGGAAAUCCUGUACUCUGGGCUCAAUUCUUAGAAAAUGAAACAGAAUCCAUACUAAAUGGAUAUGUUUCAAAGUAAGGAGAAUGUUGAAACAUAUUUAUGUACUACAAAACUUCACAGUAUACUAAAAAAAAUUAGAAUUAAAUACAAAAUGGCAGAAUGUAUAAUAAAAAUUUAUUUCUAAGUCAAGAAAAAGAACUCAUAAGGGGGGAGAAAUGUGAAAGAUAAAAAAUGUAAGAAAGCUUUUACUUUUCUAUCCAACCUGAUGAAUACCACAGAAUCCUUAUUGUAGAGAAAACCAAGAGCUAAAGAAAAAUAAGCCACUAUUUACAAAUGUCUCCCCUCUAAGGAAACAUCUUGUCAUUUACUAUCAAUAGAUACACAGUGUGAAUAAAGGACAUAAGUAUUGAGUUUCCACAAUCAAAAGAGUGUUUCGAUGUUUUUACUUUUACUUGACAUGGCAAAAACAAUAGAUAUUGGAGAAAAUUUGAAAUUAAUCUUCCACGAUUUGUGACUUUAACAUUGUGCUAUCCUAUUAUAUUUUAAGUCAGGUUUUUGAAAAUGGCAGAUAAGGGUGAACACUGAAGACCUUGUAUUCCCAGGCAGAGUAUUAUGGUGCAAUAAAUAAAAGGCAUAAUGUUAGAUAUUAUAAAUUAUAUUUACUCUAAAUUGUAUAUUGAUAUAUAUGUAGACAGAAUCAUAUCUGCAGGAAACUUAGUAAUAUUCCCAGUACUGUAGCUUUCUGAAGACUGUACAGUAUUUGUUAGUUUAAUAUGGAAAUUAAUUCAAUCUGUCUUGCUUUCAAAGGAUUAUUUGACAAUAUACAAUUUCUGUGUGAAAACUAAAUGACGGGGAGAUGAGAACAGUUAUCUUCAAAAAGUUGUAACUAUCUGUGCUAGUCCAUGGAUUUCUUAAAAUCUUAGUGCUGUUCUUUGAAAAUGGUGUAUAAUGACAUCCAAGUUGUCUGUUAAUUUUAAAAAUCCUGUUUCUUUAAUUCUUUUUAUGUACAUGUUAACUAGAAUGCAUUAAAUUCAUUUUAUAACAAUAUUAAAGCUGCAUACAAGUAGGUGUUGUUUUAAUAAAUAAAGCAUAUGUUUAACUUUCUAACAUAGAACUUAUAUGAAAAAAUAUUAUCUGCCCUAGAAAUAGAAACUCUCACAUCUUAUUUCAGCUGAUGAUAAGCAAAGGCUAAACAAGGAUAAUCUGAUAAAUCAGGGCAUUGGUUUUUCCCAUGGAUCUGUUCCUUGGGGGCUUACCCUCAAAUAAUUUUCAUGAUCUCUUUAUUGGAGAUUUUAUGAUGUAUUUGAGAGAUUAUGAUAAAUAUAAUGAAAUACA